UUGUUGACUUGGAAACAGGCCCUGAAAAACACCUCGCUAAAGUAUCGUGACACAGCCACCACCAUUGCCUAGAACCAGGCCGCAUGGGGAAAAGAUGCCGAGGCGUAACCACCAAAAUGUCACAGCACCAAAUGAGGCAGCCACAAUCAAUUGCUGCAUAUAUACCUCCAGCGACCUCCUCGCGAGCCGCACUGAGACGGGCAUACAGCUGAGAAUGAGUUGCAGUUGAAGUCACAAUUAUUACUCGCGGAAAGCCUCUUAUCCAUCUCAACAAUAAACCCGCCGAUCGGAACAGGAUCACAUACAUCACGGCCAUGGCAGCCGCCGACGGCCAAAUUUGCGUCGCGCCCCUCUCCAGCCCGUACUCGCUCCUCCCGCGCGCGCACACCUACUCCCUGGUCGUCGCCCUCCUCCUACCCCUCCCCCGCGGCUGGCUCUUCCGCGCCGCCCUAGCCGCCUUCACGACCCGCACCGCCGUCGCCGCCGUCGAUGCCGUCGUCCUGCUGGUCAACAUCUCCUCCUCCUCCUCCUCCUCCUCCUCCUCUUCCUCCGCGCCGGCCCCCCUUGAUAUCUUCGUCGCCCUCGAAUUCCUCGGCCUCGCCGUCGUCAUCGCCUGCUGGCUCCUCCUCGCCUCGCGGCGCGCCGGCGCCUCCGCCGCCCGCCCGCUCAUACGCGCCUGGGGUGCGGCCGUGACCGCCGGCUCGGCCGUCGCCUUCGCCGCCGUCACGCGCCUGGGCCGCCUCCUCUCAGCCGGGAACCCGGGCCCGGGCCCGGGCCCGGGCCCAGACCCGGCCGCCGCGUGCCGUCGCAGCCACAAUCACGGCGUCCUGGUCGGCCGUGCGGCCGUGUUCGGCACGCCCGAGGACGUCGCCGUCCUGGGAUCGGUCGCGUCGAGGGUCGCGUGGGUGGUGCGCAGGGUCGGGAUCCCCGCGGUCGUGCUGUCGGCCGUGGCGUUGCUGGCUAUCGCCCUGCCGCAGUCGGCGGGGCUGAGCGGGAGGCGGCCGGACGAGGAGCGCGGUUCCGAGGAGGUGGUGAGGGACGCGGCCGCCGGGCCGUGGAGCCAGCUCGGGCCCGCGAGGACGGUCGUCGGGAUGGCGCUGCUGGUGUCGCUUCCGGCCGCGGCCGUGUUUAUGGCCGUGUCGUCGGAGCAGUAUCUCCACUCUAUGGCGCGGGAUCUGCUCGAGGUCGAGCCCAUAUCUUCUGUCGGGCAGUGGGGCGUCUGGGCGGCGACCGGCGUGGUUGUGGUGGCGACUUUUGUAAACGCCAUGAGGGAGAAGAUGGGGUUGGGGCGCUCCACGGGGAGCGCAACUGGCCAUCUCCCGGCGCCGGGUCAAGACGGGGCCAUCAAGUUCUAACUCGGUUAAUCUAAUGAUGUAUAAUUAGCAGCUUUGCACCGCUACCAAACCAUGGUGGUGAUGGUUUUUAUUAUUCCCGACACAUGGGAUGAUUCCACAGGGCUUGAUAGCUCCCUAGAAACUGCCCCCAAUUCCUCUAGCCUUCCCGGGAAGACCAUGGUAAACUAACAGGA
Messenger RNA from Phialemonium atrogriseum, 1528 nucleotides. RefSeq lists its product as uncharacterized. Lineage: Eukaryota; Fungi; Ascomycota; Sordariomycetes; Cephalothecales; Cephalothecaceae. The coding region runs from base 315 to 1355 and encodes 346 amino acids. The transcript has a single exon. The record is from RefSeq and is a predicted model, not a curated record.